AUGAUAGCCAUGUGGCGAACACUUCUUCUGUCUGCCGUCCUGCUCGUUUCCACCAGCUCGGCAUGCAAUAAAAACGGCGAGGGAUGUUUGCGUGAGUUCCAACCCAGACUAAAGCUUGCUCGACUGAAUUAUCUUUUGAACUUCAGUGAUGCGCAACGUGCUCCGAGACCCACUCGGACUCUCCAACUGGAAGCCGUCUUCAUUGAGCCGCGCCAUCAAUCAACUUCAAGCCUAUCAACAACUUUUCCAAGGUUUGUCUACAGUAAGAAAACUAUGCAAAGCCUACUAAGAAUAUAAUAAAAUUAAAAGGAAAUUAAAAUCGUUCACUAUUGUACAUUCACGAUAACUAGCUAUAAUCAUAUUGCAGAAGACAAAAGAGCCGCUGCCGACUACGGACCGUUGGCUGGAAUGAUGCGACGACGGAGAUGA
This is a messenger RNA of Caenorhabditis sp. 36 PRJEB53466, 429 nucleotides long. Lineage: Eukaryota; Metazoa; Nematoda; Chromadorea; Rhabditida; Rhabditidae. The record is from the annotation of a GenBank genome assembly.